Anopheles merus is the source of this 2896-nucleotide messenger RNA. It is a transcript of the gene fwe, whose product is annotated as calcium channel flower. The transcript has 7 exons. Gene Ontology annotation, cellular component: membrane. The record is from RefSeq and is a predicted model, not a curated record. NCBI's taxonomy places the organism in Eukaryota, Metazoa, Arthropoda, Insecta, Diptera, Culicidae. Gene Ontology annotation, biological process: vesicle-mediated transport. Bases 278 to 886 code for a protein of 202 amino acids.
AAGAGGAAAUUGUUACUUGGGGCGCCAGAGCAGCAAAACGCUAGCAAAAUUUACGUAGAGAGUGGAAAAGGAUUAAAACUUGUGAGUUUGGUCAGCUUGUUCGUGUCCAGUUUCGUGUCCCGUGGAGAAUACCUGCGCACGGUCCGAAUCGUGAAUCCGUGGCUCGAAAGCUACUGCCAGCAACUAGCAAAAAAAAAAAAGAAGGUUAUCUACUUUCACCCUCGGCACACCGGGAAAGUAAAGCGCAGCAGCGCCCGCAAAAGAAAGCAAUAGCAAAAUGUCGUUCGCGGAAAGAUUAACCACCCUGAUGGCCCGUCCCGGCCAGGACAAUGUGCCGCGGGACGAUGUGCCGUGGCAUCUGAAGUACGGUGGACGGGCGGCGGGAAUCGUCGGUGGAUUCUUUGCUAUCCUGUUCGGGUUGUACAACUGCAUCGGCAUACUGCUCGGUGACGUUGGCUGCCUGGUCGGUGGCAUCCUGCAGAUACUGGCCGGGUUCGUGGUGCUGGCGAUAGAGGCACCGUGUUGCUUUAUCUUCAUCGACUAUGUGCAGCAGGCGGCAGAGAAGGCCGACCAGCGGCCGUACUGGAACCGGGCCGCGCUCUACUGCAUUAUCUCCAUCCCGCCGGUGAUUCUGUGCCUGGGCUUGGGCAGCCUGUUCGGCUGUGGGCUUAUAUUCGUUACCGGCAUGCUGUACGGUAUGAUGGCACUCGGCAAAAAAGGAUCGCGCGAGGAUAUGGCAGCGAUGGCUUCCCCGAACGCGAUGUCCCCGGUGCAGGGCGUCCCGUCCACGGACCAACACUCCACCCUGAUGGAGGACCCCGACAGCGUCGUUAGAGGACAUGCGAGCAGCGGCAACAACGUCGGCGGGAGCCAGCUCGUCCGCUGAGCAGGGCAACGCGCACCGCCCCCGUACGAUAGUGUAGCUUAAAACGUGUGCGAAAAGAUAUGAGCCACCCAUCAGCAACGCAUGCAGGCAUUGUAGGAAAACGCGAGGAAUGGGGCACGGCGCGAGCGCCACUUUUAUCUCAAGUGGAUAUGGAGGGGUAGGAGGUAGUGUCUGUGCGUGCGUACGUUUGCUACCCAGCUUAUAGCAGGACUGCGAGACUGAGGAAUGGGGCUGUUUCAGUGAGCAUAGCAUUGUAGGGGCUCGAUGUACACAUCCCUCUUCGAACCGCUUCUUUCGAUGCUACCACGGAGCGUGGAGUAGGUUAAUUGCGAAAAUUGUGUAAGACCACGUACAUUCUACUGCUCAGCUCUGUCUUCCUAGCUUGUUUUGGUUUUGGUUAUAGAUUUCGAUGGAAAACAGCAUCAGUCGUACAGUGUGUUAAUUGUACCGAGAGAACAUAAAGUAAAUACCAUUUGCUUUACUACACCUAAUAGGCAACAAAAUCUACGAACGAACGCUUUCUUUCAAUUUACCUAUUAUUGCAUUAUUUUUAACCCUUGAUAUGAGCGUAUGAUGGAAAGGAAUUAUUUCAAAUGGAACUAAACACAAAAUAGGUAAACCAAGAAGGUGGGACAGAUUUUAGUUGGACCUUUUUUUAAACUCAGCUUUCAUGCCAGAGCAUGGAGAAAUUUUCUUUUUUUUUUAUCCUGUCUUUCUAUUUCUGUGCCUAUUUUCCUCCCGUCUUACAAACGUCCAAAGCAAUUGUUUGUUCACUAUGAACAAACACACACACUUGUGCCGUUUGGCUACAGAGUUUGUACACAUGCAUCGCGGCAUGGGGAAUAAUAUUUAUGAGAUCUAAGUUAUCGAAAUGCUCUGCAAAUGUUUCAUAUAUUAGAAAAUGUGAUAAUUUUAGUCCCUACUCUAAUCAAAAGCAAUUGCUUCAUUGAUGAAAAAAAAGAAUAAUCCACUGGUUCUGUUUGAGACAGACACGCAGACAGAAGUACACAUUCCAGAGCUACCUUUCGAGACGCGUGGGGCUUGUGUGUUAGAACAAUUUUGCUGUAUUCGAGUUAAUAAUAAUUGCCUAGCUUUGACGGGGGUGCAGCACACGGGAAGCAGCUUUUCGAAGGGCAUAAAUGGAAGCUGGUUAAGCGAAUGGUGGACGGACGGCAUUCAGGCGCAUCUGCUACCCAUUGUUCCGGAUGGCAGGUGCAAAUAGCACGUAAGUUACAUAUCCCGGAAGCCAACGUUGUUAGUGCUUCACGCUUUCUUUCGUGUCUGUGGUUCCAUCGGUUGGUCCCGUUUCGCUUAGUGCCGGAAUGCCCUCGAAUAAUGGCACUAAAUUGAAAUUAUUCUUACUAAACAGCAGGUGUGAGAUGAACACAGCAUUGAAAACAUCAUUGGGCAGGCGUUGUUUUGAAUUUUGUUUGUAUAAGGGAAGCACCGUUGGAAAGGCUUAAUAAAAGAGAGAUAGAGAGUUAAAAUAGUUAAAUAGCAUAAAUUACCCUGACACAUGGGAGGAUGAGGCGAUGAGUGACACGGCUUGCAAACAAGGGGGAAGCGAAAAUCAAUAAAGCUUCUGCAUCAUUUGUUUAGCAAAGAAAAAAAGACACGAAAAACUGCGUUGCGAACCUACGUACCGACCGACGGCUGGGGGAGAGAAGUUAAUACAAAAGUCCUCCAUUGCGCAUGUAGAUAAGCAUGCAUUAUGUAAAGAAUACCAUAUUUACAUAAACUAUAUAUACAUAUACAUAUAUCGUGUACGAUACAAGAACGAUAGAGAAGCGCGCAUAGAGAACUAAUGAAAAAUAAAAAAAAGCAACAGACAACAACAAGAACAACAAAAAAAACACACACACAUCGUUGAAGAAGAAAGAAUAGAAAACUAGACAAAACAGAAUCAUAAAAAUAAAGAAAUGAAUUAAAGAAAAAAUGGUAGAAAAAUAAGAAAUAUCGAACCACAUAAACACGAGUGCAGAAAAUAAAGGAACAAGAAUAUUACCGUUA